UCAAAUGCGUCAAAGACCAUUACGUCAACGUCAAAGUUUUAAGGUUAGGUUAUUGUUGCUAUUGUGCAUUUCUUUCAUAACAAUUAUUAAUUCUUAUUUCUCCAAUCCAGUUUUUUAAAAGAGCAGUUAGCAAUAUCACAACAACAUGGAUACAGUAGUAAAGGGUUUACUUGAUGAGGAGCCUGAAGAAGAGAAAAAGGGACUAGUAAUAUUUGGUAGGGAUGUGUCCAAAAUCCCAUGCUUUAGAGAAAGUUUCCUGUAUGGUAUUUCAACGGGAAUAGGUGCUGGUUUAGCAGCAUUCAUUAAAACAUCUCGGCCUAUGCUAUCACAGCACAUAGGUGUGGGAACAUUUUCAAUGACUACUAUGGUGUACUGGUGUUACUGUAGGUACCAGUGGUCUAAGCAACGAUUUGAUGCUCAAUUAUUACAAGAUGCAUUGAAAGACAAAAUUCUCUAUGAAGGUACUAUGGUUGAAAAAGAGCUUGAACAGAAAGGUGUUUUAAAAUCAGCAUAGAAGUGUAACUAAAUAAACCAAUUGACAACAAAAAAUCUGCAAUAUUUUACCUACAUGCAAAAAUAAUGUUAAAUAUUUUUCCACAAAGUAUACAAACUUUGUAGAUCAAUACUGAAAAAGAUUUUAUUUUAUGUUGAUGCCACACGGAACAUUAUAUUCAUGCUGGCUGGUGUAAUAAUAUUCCAAGUUGUUGUUUGAAAACUGUAUUUAGUCAUUUACAUUUAUUUUAUCUUGUAUUAUAAUAAAAUGAAUGAAUUGUUAUUGUUACUGUACAAAAAAAGCUUGUAAUAGAUCUAGGUCAAAAUGUAUUUAUCAAAUAGGUGAUUCUAAACCCAGGGGUAUCUAGUUUAAACCGGAUAUUUUUUUAAGUGUAAUCAGUGUUCAUUAAAAUUAAUAACAGUUUGUAGGCAAUAUUUUUUGCUCCCAGUUUUGUAGAUAACUUUGCACUUAAUUUGAAGGUGUAUAAAUCGUGCUAAUCAGUUGUCUUCAAGAUAACAAGAACUAAACAAGCAGAUAAUGGUUUGUGUAAAUUAUGUACAAGUAUUGAAAUGUAUAUUUAGAUGUUAGUGUAGUUAAUUAAAAUUGUUAUUAUAUGAAA
This is a messenger RNA of Spodoptera frugiperda (fall armyworm), 1112 nucleotides long. It is a transcript of the gene l(3)87Df, whose product is annotated as cytochrome c oxidase assembly protein COX20, mitochondrial. The record is from RefSeq and is a predicted model, not a curated record. Gene Ontology annotation, cellular component: mitochondrion; mitochondrial inner membrane. The coding region runs from base 146 to 514 and encodes 122 amino acids. Gene Ontology annotation, biological process: mitochondrial respiratory chain complex IV assembly. The transcript has 2 exons. Lineage: Eukaryota; Metazoa; Arthropoda; Insecta; Lepidoptera; Noctuidae.